Molecule: messenger RNA, 1550 nt
Organism: Drosophila willistoni
Lineage: Eukaryota; Metazoa; Arthropoda; Insecta; Diptera; Drosophilidae
Product: vesicle-associated membrane protein 2
Exons: 6
Coding region: 734-1279 (181 amino acids)
Biological process (GO): vesicle fusion; vesicle-mediated transport
Cellular component (GO): plasma membrane; SNARE complex
Molecular function (GO): syntaxin binding; SNAP receptor activity
Source: RefSeq, a predicted model, not a curated record
UCGACUCGUUGAUGUCCUCUUUGUCGCAAGCUUUUUCUCCAAAUACACAUAACAGUUAGAAAAGCUGAAGUUUUCGCAGUUGGCUAAAAAACGUCAGAUUCAACACACAACAGAGCCAGAAAAUUCCUAUAUUGAGUGCUGUGUGCGGUGGUGCAAAAAGGCUGUCGUGGCAAGUGUAACUCCCACAUACUCACAUACAUAGAAACAUAUACAAAUAUAUAUAUAUAUAUAUAUUGGCGAUUCCUCUGCAACCGCUAAAACCGGAAUUCAAGAGGAGUGAAAAUUCAUUGACGAUUGAGGGAGAAGGAAAAAGCUCAGGCAGACGCAAUAGCGCACGGCAGAACAGAUCGAAAUAGAGAGAAAGACGAGGACCCACUGAGAGAUUGUGAGACAGAAAGAGAGACAGAGAGAUAGAGAGAGAGCGUAACAAAAACAACGAAUUUAAGUUCUGCUGCACCCAAUCCACCACUACCAACAGCUAGAAACACACCGUUACUACUACCCCCUUGCGCCAUCGACAAGUAGCAGCAGUAUAGCACGCGCUCAAGCGAAAGACGUUUUGCUGGCCACCAAGUGCAUACCAAUCUAGAUCUACGGAAACUACGGGCCACAUUCACCGUAAUCACAAUCACUCAGCAGGAACACAGCGAGACGACCGGGUCGAAAUUUGUUAACACACAACAGCAGCCACAAAGGCGUCACUACCAACAACAACAACCACAACCAGAAAGAAAUGGCGGAUGCUGCACCAGCUGGUGAUGUACCACCAAACGCUGGCCCACCAGCCGGCGAGGGUGGUGAUGGUGAAAUUGUUGGCGGACCACAUAAUCCGCAGCAAAUUGCAGCACAGAAGCGUCUGCAACAGACGCAGGCACAAGUGGAUGAGGUCGUCGACAUUAUGCGCACCAAUGUGGAGAAGGUCUUAGAGCGCGAUAGCAAGCUCUCCGAAUUGGAUGAUCGUGCCGAUGCUUUGCAACAGGGUGCCUCUCAGUUUGAACAGCAGGCGGGCAAGCUAAAACGAAAAUUCUGGUUGCAGAAUUUGAAGAUGAUGAUCAUAAUGGGUGUAAUUGGUCUCGUUAUCGUGGGCAUUAUUGCAAAUAAACUAGGACUCAUAGGCGGUGAACAGCAGCAGCCACAGUAUCCGAAUUAUCCGCCAUAUAUGCCACCACAACAGCCGCCGCCACAGCAGCAGCCCGUUUCAGCCGGAGGACAAUCGUCGCUGGUCGCAGAUGAUGGAGCAGGAGCAGGCGCAGGAUCAGCAAAGCAUGGCGGGGCAUAAGAAACUAUUGGAUAUUGGUAAUUAUCUCUAAAGCCAAUCGAUGUAGAUGACAACAAAGAACAACAAAACAACUCAGUUAAAAUAGGAAAAUCCUAGAGAAAUGCAGAGAAACAAAACAGAAAAAAAACCCCAAAAUAUUAAUCUAUGAGCAGCAGCAGUAAAUGGUGGGCAAAAGGUUUUUAAGUAAACAACAACAAAAUUAUGUCAUUAAAAUGAAUACUAUUUAUAAUAUACGAAAAUGAAACUCUUCAAGACGCUCCGGGCAAAUAAA